Malus domestica (apple) is the source of this 1911-nucleotide messenger RNA. The record is from RefSeq and is a predicted model, not a curated record. NCBI's taxonomy places the organism in Eukaryota, Viridiplantae, Streptophyta, Magnoliopsida, Rosales, Rosaceae.
AACGUUUUAAUAUUACUAGCAACGGUUUACAGAUAUAGAUGGGAGAUAGACUUCGUCAAGUCAGCAGCGAUGAAAAUUAAUUUAAGGCCACCACGACAAUCCUCAGUUCUUCACCAAACACUUCCCUUGAUCAGCUUGCAAAAAUGAAAACUUUACAAUCUUUCGUCCUCCUAUUCUUCUUCAUUAUCUGUGAUAAUAUCACAACUGGAGUGUACAGCCAGUGUGUCAAAGACCAGCAACUGUCAUUGCUCCAUUUGAAGAAAAACCUUACGUUUGAUGAUGCUGAUGAUUCAGUGGGAUAUUCUCCGGUUUUGUCCAAGUUUAUAUCGUGGAAUUCAAGUACCGACUGUUGUUCUUGGGUCGGUGUUUCUUGCGGUACCAACGGGCGUGUUGUCGGUCUUGACAUUAGCAGCCAAUACAUCUCGGGUGGCAUUGACAGCUCCAGCAGUCUCUUCGAUCUUCAGCAUCUUCAAAGCCUCAACUUGGCCGAUAACCAUUUUGUUGACGGCUCUCUCAUUCCAUCUGCAAUCGGAAAGCUGACAAACUUGAGGUAUCUAAAUUUAUCAAAUAACGUUUAUUUCGGGAAAAAUCCCAUUGAGAUUUCACGCUUGACAAGGUUGGAGGUUCUUGAUAUUUCUCAACGUUACAAUAACGGGCGCCGCAAACCACUUGAAAGCCCGAAGUUCAGCAUGCUCUUUCAGAACCUCACAGAGCUUAUAGAGCUUUAUCUUGACGGUGUAGAUAUAUCAGUAGAGAAGACUCACUGGUGCCAAGCGAUAUCAUCUUCACUGCCAAACCUAAGGGUGUUGAGCUUAUCUCGAACUAAUCUUUCGGGUCCUAUCGAUCAAUCCCUCGCUAAGCUUCAGUCUCUAUCAGUGAUUCAAUUGGGUGGUUUUGGCAACAACAUCUCCGGUCCAAUUCCAGGAUUCUUUUCCAACUUUUCAAACCUAACGGUGUUGAACUUGGACGGAAACAAUAUCUCUGCUCCGGUUCCAAGAUUCUUUGCCAAUUUUUCAAAGUUGACUACCUUGAGUUUAUGUAAUUGUGGUUUACGUGGAGCAGUUCCAAAGCAGAUUUUUCAGGUACCUACUCUACAAACUCUUGACCUCUCCUUUAAUCCGGAACUUCAUGGUUCUUUGCCAGAAUUUCCCAAGAAUGGAUCUCUUCAAUCCUUGAUUUUAAGCGAGACAAGCUUUUCAGGGUUAUUGCAUGACUCUAUUGGCAACCUCAACAUGUUGUCCACACUAGACCUUUCCAAAUGCAAUUUCACUGGAUCAAUCCCAAAGUCAAUCGGGAACCUAUCUAAAUUGGUUGAUUUGGACGCGUCAUCAAACCUGUUUAAUGGUCCAAUUAGUUCUAUUCAUUGGGAAAACCUUAUUAAUCUGGUACAUCUCCAUUUGGACAACAAUCAACUGGUGGGGAGUAUUCCGUCAUCUCUGUUUUCUCUUCCCUUGUUGCCAGACUUGGUACUUUCCUAUAAUAAUUUCUCUGGGCAACUCCCUGAAAAUUUUAACGUCUCUUCUAGUUUAGUUACUUUCAUUGAUUUGAGUUUCAACAAUUUAGAAGGACCAGUACCCGUGUCUAUCUUUAAUUUUCAAGGGCUUGAAACCCUCACUCUUUCUUCAAAUAAUUUCAGUGCCUUUCCUUUUAAUGGUCCUCAUCAGCUGCCAAAACUUACGAGCAUUGAUCUUUCACACAAUAGCUUGCUGGUUUUAUACAAGGGCAGCAAUUCCUCAUACUCUUCAUUUCCUCAAAUUAUUGAUUUCAGUUUGGCUUCUAACAAGUUGAGAACAUUCCCAGUUUUCUUGAGAAAUCAAACUAGUUUACGAAGUUUGGACCUUUCGGAUAACCAAGUUCAAGGCCAACUACCCAAUUGAUUUGGAAGUUUGAUUCUCUCGAAUACCUAAAUGU